CACUCUCAUUCCCUCUCAAUCCCUCUCGCCAUUUCUAUUCCCACUCCCACUCCUCCGUUUCCGCUGCCUACCCUUCUUCUGCCGAGUCCUCCCCUUUCCCGGCCCUGCACCCCUGGCCCGAGUGGUCCCAUCUCUUCAACUCAGUCUCAGCCUCCGGUUAUGAUGGAACCAACGGCCAGGAUGAGUUCACCGAGGCGGCCCGGGAUUUGCCCGAGGACUUUACGCGGGCUGCAAGUGUUUUCUUGGCGUUUGCGAGGGCACGAGCUGGCCUUUUGAGGUUGCUUUCGAGGCAAGAUUUGGAGGUUGUUGUGGAGAAUGGGACUCCGUUUCUGUUCCGGAAUGGCGAUGAUUCUGCAAGAAGAAUGAGAUUGUUUCUCAGCCAAGGCGAUACCCAUGCCUUGGACAUUGAUAAAGCACAAACGGUUGAUUUGAUGAGAUUUCUAUUGAGUUAUGCUAGCAAUCCCCUUUUUUCUUCAGAGAAAAACAAUAUCUACAAUAGCGAAAUUUUGGAAUCAUCUGUCCGUACUCUGCUGGGUGAAAUGUCCAAGCUCUGUUAUAGUGCUCCAGAGUCGAACUCUAUUGGGCCAGUGCAGGGUCAUUCCCUUGAUAACUAUGGAGAACCUAUUAGGCCUUUUGGAAAGACUAUUGAAAUGAAACGGGGUGACUGGAUUUGCCAGAGGUGUAAUUUCAUGAACUUUGCAAGGAACAUGAAAUGCCUUGAGUGCGAGGAAGCACGGCCAAAGAGACAGCUGACUGGCGGGGAGUGGGAGUGUCCUCAAUGUGAUUUUUUUAAUUAUGGGAGAAACACAGUAUGUUUGAGGUGUGAUUGCAAGCGCCCUGGAGAGGUCUCCCUUCGUUCCAGCAAAACUAGUUUAAGUAUAGGAUAUGACAAUGUGGGUGAUAAAAAUAAAGCUGAUAUCGAUAGCAGGCUGGCUGCCAAUGAAGAGAAGGCACAGCGGUGGUUUAGUAAGAUUUCUCAGCUAGACAGUAGUUCAGACAUGAACAGUGUUGUAUCUGAUGAAGAUUUUCCUGAAAUAAUGCCAUUGAGAAAAGGUGUAAAUAGAUUUGUUGUGAGCACCAGGAAGACACCAUUAGAGAGGAGGCUGGCCAAUGCUCAAUACCGAAAAAACUUGGAUAAUGAUAGUUAUCAUGAAGGCAAGGAUUUCCAAACUGGGAGUGGAAAUAAGUCACUUGGUACUACAGCCAACCAGACUUUAAAUGAAAUCCUUGGCCGUGCAUCUAUUUCUGAAUCAAAUAGUACAAGUACCAAUCCUGGACAAUUUGUGCCAUUACCUGCAGAUACAUUUUCUAAGCCUGAGAACUCGAGUAUGGAAGAGAGUGGGAAUUUCCCGAGAAACAAAAAUGAAUCUGGUAAAUCAGAGGACAGUAUGCAGAGGUCUGAGAAGCCUCCGAAACAGGCUGGCAGUAGGGAUGAAGAAAGUGACCAAGCUGAUAAAUCUGAGAGAUGGUUUAAGCGGGUUGCAGAGUUGCAUGAUGUUACUGAUCUGGCAAGUGCAAUAUCAGAUGAGGACUUUCCUGAAAUUAUGCCGAUGCGUAAAGGAGAGAAUCGAUUUGUUGUGAGUAAGAAGAAAGAUCGUUCUUUAACUUCUCCAUCAUACAAGAGGCGUACAUCUACUGAACAAGGUAGCAAUGCCAAUUACGUUCCCUUCGUCCCUUUCCCACCUGACUACUUUGCGAAAAACAACAACAUGCAGACAGAUGGGACAGAUUUGACUAACAAGACUGUUCAUGAAACAACUCCAACUAUGAUCCAAGAUAACCCUCCAGACAAGUUGGUUGAUCCUGGACCUGGGAAGCUGAAUUCUAGUCAUGUUCAGCAGAUGGAAAAUGAGAAAAGCAGCAUGGCAAGCUGGAAUCCAGGAUCUUCAGGAGAAAAUCUCGUAGACAAUAAGACUGGUUUAAUGACUGAUUCUGUUUAUGGGCCCCCAAUCGGUCGAAAUUCUGCCCUGCAUUUUGCUAGUUCUAGCACUAACAACAUGGACAGAUUGAACAGUGGAUCUUCUGGGAAAGCGAAUUCUAACCAGACAGCAAGUUUGACAGGGAAUUCGCCCCAAGAGUCCAAUGAACAGAACGUUAGACAGAGCUGGACUGGGAAAAGCUUGGAGGGAUCAGCAGUGAAGGAACCAGAUCCUUUAGAUAUGUCAGAGGAGGCAAAAGCAGAGAGAUGGUUCAAGCGUGUUGCCCAGAUUAAAGACAUCUCAGAGCUGAGUCAGAUUCCCGAUGAAGAUUUCCCGUCAAUAAUGCCAAUGCGUAAAGGGGUGAAUAGGUUUGUUGUUAGCAAGAGGAAAACGCCUUUAGAGAGGAGGCUGACAUCUCCACAGUACAGAAAAAAUCUUCCAAUUGUGAGCUCUGAUCCAGCGAAGAAAAAUGAUAGUGACUGAGGAAUCACAAGAAAUAUUCGACUUUGUUGUUUUGGAAGACGAGAUAAUUAAUUUUCUGUUUUCACGAUAAGAUGUUAUUUUUCCCUCAUUGUAUUCGUCAUAACUUGCUCUUGAGAAACAUUGGCUGUAUUCCCAAUAGUGUACAGGAGAUAUACGUUUCAGUUAUUGGCAAA
This is a messenger RNA of Prunus mume (Japanese apricot), 2575 nucleotides long. RefSeq names its product zinc finger (Ran-binding) family protein (gene VAR3). Gene Ontology annotation, cellular component: cytoplasm. The record is from RefSeq and is a predicted model, not a curated record. Lineage: Eukaryota; Viridiplantae; Streptophyta; Magnoliopsida; Rosales; Rosaceae. Gene Ontology annotation, molecular function: mRNA binding.